AUGUGUAAAAACGGAAGAGCGAUAUCAUUAUCAUACUUAGAAGAAGAAUGCUACUGUUACAAAAAUAGGACAGACGAACAGUCCUUUACAACUUUGGAAGGAGUUCAGCAUUAUUUCCUUUCAGAUGAUUACUAUUUUCAAUCGGAUGAACGAAACUGCAAAGGGCACAACUACAUAUUUCUAUCUGAUAUCAGCGUCUGUUAUAAAGAUUACGUUGACACUAAGGGUUGGAAAGAGGCCAAUGCAAAAUGUGGAUUAGACGGAGGCCACCUUUUUAUGCUUGACACCGUGGAAAAACUCUUAAAAUUUCAAAAUAUCAUUCCCAAAAAUGUUUAUUAUUGGGUUGGAUUGGAGGACAUGAACCAAGAUGGCAUCUGGACCUGGAUAAAUAAUGAGAGCAAAGAAUUUAAUCAGAGCCUCUGGUUCCAACAUGAACCAAACGGAGAAGAUGAAUUCUGUGGAAUGGUGCAAUACUAUAUAUCUGACCCACGAGUUGGAAUAUUUGACGUUAAUUGCGACAGGUCAUUGAGAUUCUUAUGCGAAAUAUGAAAUCUUUUAUAAAGAUGAUUACGUGACUAUUCUUCGCAAAAUGCAUUAUUUGUCAAAGUAA
Messenger RNA from Saccostrea cuccullata (small rock oyster), 610 nucleotides. RefSeq names its product C-type lectin domain family 4 member A-like. The transcript has 3 exons. The record is from RefSeq and is a predicted model, not a curated record. NCBI's taxonomy places the organism in Eukaryota, Metazoa, Mollusca, Bivalvia, Ostreida, Ostreidae. Bases 1 to 549 code for a protein of 182 amino acids.